AGAUUUGGUUCGUUUUGGAGGUUUCCCACUGUCCCGGUCAGGUUAGUCAAGGUUUGAAGUUGUGAACAGUUUCGGAAUUUGUGUGAGUUCUUUUCCGCUUCCGUGGAAGGGAGUAUGUGUGGACAGGUAGGGGGUUGUCCCUUGGGGUGAUUUAUGGGACGCAAGUAGUGUGAGACGUACCGGUCUUCAUUGGCACGUUUUUCUUGCGGGCUUAGCGCAAAUUAAAGUUGCACAGUGGAGUUUGCUUUUGCGGCAGCUCGGAUUAGGAUUUCAUCAACGGGUGUUCCAGGAUGUUGGAGAACCUUUUUUAAAAUAGUUUAUAUGGUUUUCCUGGGGGUUGAAAAAGCUAUAAAGUGAUGUAACUUUUGAAGCGCGCGUGUGUGAGUUUAGCUGCUUCCACGACGAGUGAUCUCCACAUACAUAAUCCUUUUCCCACUGAGACUCCAGUGGCAAUCAGCGAGUUUUAUGUAAUCGCCGCAAGUAGCAGUGCUAAGCGUGGAAGCAUACAGAGUAGAGACUCUGAGACUUUGCUGAAGAGCUGUGUGACCCACUGAAAGGAUCAACGGUUUUUCCCCUAGCAUUUUUAAAAUCGUGUCAUUGGCUUCCUUCUUUUGUUCUUCCAGUUUGCAGCGCCGAGAGUAAAACCGAUUCUUCCAGUGUAAAGCGACGUGCCUAAUAGUCAGUGUUUGAGGCAAGUGUUUUCUAGUGAAAAUUGUUUCUGCUUGAAGGAUGUUUUUUGAAUUUUAACAAAAGAGUGAAAAUCCAUUCUCAAAGCAAAGAAUUAGCCCAUUAGAGUAACGGGAAAAUUGGAAAAUAAAGUCAAUAUUUGCAAGUCAUUUACCAUUCAAAGGGGGGAAGCGUGAAUUAGAAAGAAGCCUGCACUAGUGGAAGUGGAAAGUGAAAUUAAAACAACACCAUCAAGAACCCUCCCUCCGAAGCACAAGCGAAGCAAAAGAACGACGGAACCAGCGAGAGAGCACCCACCAAAGUGGGACGUAUUGUCGACCCGGAAGUUUAUUGUUCCUGUUUGUUUUUUUUUUGUCCUCCGUGACUAGAGGCGGCAGAAGGUCUACAGCCGAUCGGACCACUCACUCUACGGGAUUCGUUGUUUGUGUGUAAAGGUUAGUUUCCUCUGAUUUAAAACCAUCUUCAACAUCCAACCAACCAAAAGGAGUCACAACUGUCCUUCCCUACAAUCAUAGCACAUUUAUCUCUUCCGAAGUAGAAUGGAACCUUCUACAUUAUGACAAUAACAGCAGCAACAGUAGUAACAGCAAAAACAACAAUACCAAUAGCAGCAGCAGCAUCGGCAGCGGCAGUGGCAAUAACAGCAACAAUUAAAGGACGAACGAACGGGUAACCGAAUCUGGUGGCUGCAACAUGAGCUCACGUCACGCCUUCUACACCGUAGAGGUGGGUGACACCAAGUUUACUAUUCUGAAGCGAUACCAGAACCUGAAACCGAUCGGAUCCGGUGCUCAAGGCAUUGUUUGUGCCGCAUAUGACACAAUCACACAGCAGAAUGUUGCCAUCAAAAAGCUAUCACGACCGUUCCAGAACGUCACACAUGCCAAACGAGCCUACAGGGAAUUUAAGCUUAUGAAAUUAGUCAAUCAUAAAAAUAUAAUCGGACUGUUGAAUGCAUUCACACCGCAGCGUACGCUCGAAGAGUUUCAGGAUGUCUAUCUCGUUAUGGAACUCAUGGAUGCCAAUCUGUGCCAGGUUAUCCAGAUGGACCUGGACCACGAGCGGAUGUCCUAUCUGCUCUAUCAGAUGCUGUGCGGCAUCAAGCAUCUACACUCGGCCGGAAUCAUCCACAGGGACUUGAAACCGUCAAACAUAGUGGUCAAGUCGGACUGCACGUUGAAAAUCCUGGACUUUGGACUGGCACGUACGGCCGGUACGACGUUCAUGAUGACACCGUACGUGGUGACGCGGUACUAUCGCGCACCGGAGGUCAUCCUCGGUAUGGGCUACAAGGAGAAUGUCGACAUCUGGUCCGUCGGGUGCAUCAUGGGCGAGAUGAUUCGUGGCGGGGUGCUGUUCCCCGGUACCGAUCAUAUUGAUCAGUGGAAUAAAAUCAUAGAGCAAUUGGGCACACCGUCGCCCUCGUUCAUGGCUCGGCUACAGCCGACGGUGCGGAACUACGUCGAAAACCGUCCACGGUAUACGGGAUACCCGUUCGAUCGGCUCUUCCCGGACGUACUGUUCCCGACCGAUUCGAACGAGCACAACCGUCUCAAGGCUAGUCAAGCGCGGGAUCUGCUCAGCAAGAUGCUAGUCGUCGAUCCCGAGCAUCGCAUCUCCGUCGAUCAGGCACUGGUGCACAGCUACAUCAACGUGUGGUACGACGAGAGCGAAGUCAAUGCGCCCGCUCCGGGACCAUACGAUCACAGCGUCGACGAACGGGAGCAUACCGUUGAGCAGUGGAAGGAACUCAUCUACCAGGAGGUCAUGGAGUACGAAGCCCGCAAUAACUUGGCUGACGGUGAAGGUACUCCGCGGUAGAAAUCGUCGGCUCAAUAAAACGAAUCGGGCCUGGUAUUCUUGGACUCGCACCAGGAAGAGGCCAGUAUGUGCGAAGAGCGCCUAGUAUGAUGCAAGAGAACCCGACCGCAUGACAGAUCUCCUCUCCUUCCCAUUGUUUACUGUUCCAAUAUAAAGCGGAAAUGAACCCUAUUCUGACAUUUAACAAUCGUGGCAUGCAGAAACACUUCCCGUGAUAAAAUUCGUGUGAAAGUGGAUAACCACAGAUAGAACAGCAUAACACGAUCCGUCACAAACGGAAGCGCAGUGACAUCCACAAAUUUUUCCUCUGAUAGCAGCAUCGAAACAAGACAGUUUCCGAUCACGUCAUCACCAAUCAUCAUUAGCGAAAAUAUAGAACGUUUUCAUCCUAGUCGGCACUGAAAGAAGAUAAAAACUGCAAAUCAUUACACAAAAAGAACGGUUUCGUUUCGUUCACCUUUUUUACUCGCCAGAAAUGGGGACAAGAAAGUCGUACCAAACAAGAAAAAUAAAGUAUUUGUGAGCAGAGAAAAGAUGAAAAUUGUGCGCUGUGAAGAUCAUUAACUAUAAACAUUAACGCAAAAGUAAAACACACAAAUCACUAGCAUGCGAUAGUUGGUUUGGCAAAUUAAAGAUUUGUAAAUAUUUAAUAUACACUCCUAAACAAACAUGAAUAAACGGCAUGACAUACCUAGAUUUAACUGUGACAGUUCGUUUGUACGUGAGUGAGUUUUGUGGAAGCAGAAUAUCUACUUAUAGGGCCAGAAAGGUAAUAAACAUUUCUGUGUGGCAGAAACCCAAGCAGUUAGUCAAAACGUGCAAUAAUUUUAUCCUCAAAUUACAACACAAAUACGCUUCCAUCAAGGAUUAUAGAGUCUGGUACUCCGGAAGUUAAAAUCAGCAUCAAACGACAGCUGCACACAGCAAAAUUCAUAGUCCGCUUUUAAUUGUUGAAGUAAAAACUAAGUAUAAAACACAGCUAAAAGCCGGCUAAAUUGUAAACCUUUUGCUAAAAUAGUCUAACGAUUGGAGGUAUAAUGUGUUCUAGAACUAGAACAAAUGUCUAUCAUCCUCACGUUUAUUGUGUUUGUGGUUGCUACUACAGGUUGCGUUUCUCUCCCACACGGGAAGAAGACAUAAGCAUGUGAUAUGGUAAGUAGCUUUGUUUUUAAUAAAUAAUUUAUCGAUGGAAUCAGUUUGCUAAUUACUUUACAUAUGAUGCUCAGGUUAAUACGCGGCUGACUAACAUUGUUUUAAUUUUGCUUUCACUUUAUUUCUUGUUCGCCGUCACGUGUCUGAACCACGGUACGUUAAACAUACGAGACUCUUUUGACCCGAUCCUUGAUCUAUACAUUAAUUUAGACAACACUGCCCUCUAUUCGAGUUAAGGUGAAACAAAGAAAAAGUAAAUCAUUUAAACCAAACAAGUGUUAAAAUGCACUAUCACACUCACACCCACAAACAAGUAGUAGUUCAAAAGUUAUAACAAAAAUCAACCUUCUAUUGCCAUCUCAAUUUGCCAUAUUCAUCCCGGAGAAAGAGAAAACGUACCCGCAAGUACUUAAAAAUCUAUUGGAAUCAUCCCUAGCAGACAUUUCUAAUCGAUACAAUUAUAGUAAUUUAAAAAAUAAUUAACAACUUUGUUGUAAUGAUUUGAAAAGUUAUUAAUACAAAUAUAGAGUAAACAAACAAUAAGUAAGGUAGACGAAAGAAUCAUGUACAUAAGUAAUGAUAUAAUACUAUAAAUACAACAAAAGCUAGAUGAAAAAGUCUAGAAAAGUAAAUCAUAUAGCAAUUAGUGCAGCCCAAAAAAACACGUUACAGUAAUCAAGAAAAUAAAACUUAGCUCUAAUCAUUUUUUGAUGAUUAGCUACACAACGCCCAGUUGCAACCCUAUGUUUCAUCGCAGAGUAAACCAAUGGUAGUCUUCGUUAGAAGAAGGCUCUAUGUGCGAUGAUUUUUUUUUUCUAGCAAAAGUUAUCUUGAACUAAGUAAUAAUUGAUAACGAGCACAGAAUACACAUCCAAUCUUCUACUAAAAGCUGAAAUAUUCCUGUUGAUAUAAAACAAAUCCAGAACAAAACAAACACUGACACUAGGAAGCAUUCGUUCAAUUUGUCAUUUCUAAGCAAAUAUUACUAGAAACCAAAAAAAAAAAAUAACAAGAUCACGAGUAAAUGAACAGUUUUACGAAUCCGCCCUUUUUAUAGAAUGAAACACAAAUGAUACAAGCAAAUGAAAAACAAAAAACAAAAAAUCAUACAAAAAUACUUCUUACCCUAACCAAGAGCUGCUAAUAUUCCUCCUUUUUCGAACGAGAAAAAAUCUAAAGAUCGUACUGUGUGAAUAUUGUUAAAAAGUCAUUUCGCGGUGAGUCAGUGCUGUGAAAUAUUAAAUAACGUAAUACUAUUGGACGAGAAAA
This is a messenger RNA of Topomyia yanbarensis, 4929 nucleotides long. It is a transcript of the gene bsk, whose product is annotated as stress-activated protein kinase JNK. Gene Ontology annotation, biological process: JNK cascade; protein phosphorylation. Gene Ontology annotation, molecular function: ATP binding; JUN kinase activity. The transcript has 10 exons. NCBI's taxonomy places the organism in Eukaryota, Metazoa, Arthropoda, Insecta, Diptera, Culicidae. Gene Ontology annotation, cellular component: cytoplasm; nucleus. The coding region runs from base 1381 to 2508 and encodes 375 amino acids. The record is from RefSeq and is a predicted model, not a curated record.